UUCUUGCCUCGACUUGCUAGCUAUGUGAUUCUUGCCUCGACUUUUUUGGUGUCUAGUGGUGUGCUUGAACUGUGUGCUCUUCGAUUCUUCUGAUUAUCCUCUGUAUUGGUUUUUUAAGAGUAACUCUUGCCAAUAAGCUGCAAAUUCUUGCAAUUGGGAUGCUGUUAUAACUUAGUAAUUCUGACCAGUCUUUGAACAUAUAUAUCUUCAAGUACGUACUACGAUCUUCUUUCCUUCUUUUUAGUCAGGUUCAUCAUUUAUUAGGUCUGGUGAAAUUUCCUUGUUUAUUAGGUUUGUGGCCCAGUUCUCUUGCUUUUUUCUUGUGCUGUUUACUUGCAAACAGUACGUAUUUUACUGUGAGGACUUUAUAUUGCUCCUCAAGCUUUUACUUGUGAGAAUCUAUUUCCGAAGUUGCUAAAAGUUGUUGCGUUCUCUCUCUGUUCAAUCUUGCUACAACAAUUUCUUUGAUUUUGCAUGAUCCAGUUGGAAAAGAAUACUGUACCGACCGAUGAAGAAGGGGUUGUUACCCCUGUGAACCAGUUAAAACAAGAGAAAAGAGAAUGUGGUAUUGAAUGCGAGAUUGUGACCCCCUUAAACCUGCCAGAACAAGAAGAAAUCUGCCUCACACCGCCGGAAUGUGAAGAUAUGAAAACUGAAGAAUGCGGGAUUGCGACUCCUAUGAACCAGCCAGAACAAGAAGAAAAUAUGGUCGAUGUUAAUUUCUGCCUCACACCACUAUGGGAAGAUACGAAAACUGAAGAAUGUGCGACUAGGGGCAGGGCUAAGAGAAAGCUCGCUCAGCUUUAACAAGGGUAUUAGUUUUGGUUAUUAUGUUGCUGCCUUUUAUACAUGCUUUGGCAUAAAUCGACCAAUGGGUUCAAAAGAUGGUCAAGAGUGCUCUGUCGUUGAAUGAGACUUUUGUUAAACUAUGGUUCUCUUUGUGUAGGAGUAAUGUUUUGGUUAAUGCUUUCACAACCCAUAGGAAAUGCUGGUCACUUGCUUUCAAUCCCCAUUCAAUGAUACAAUAUCUUCAACCUGUGUUGCUGUCUACUAACUGCUAUGCUUCCAAAUAAUAUGUAUAUCACACUUUGAGACACUUAUUUUCUCCAUAUCCAUGUUAUGCACUUGUCUGUACGUAGUUGGCUUCCUGAGACUGGCUUCAUGCUGUUGAACUCAAGCACCCAAGGAGACCAGCAGCUGACAAGUCGGCUCUAACUAGCUCCCUCGUUCUGUUGGAAAUUGGUGGGAGUCUUUGAGCAUUUUGCUUAAUGGGCUGGUUGGAUUUCAAGUUUCAACCCGAAAAAGCCCAGGGCUUGAAGUUACCCUCACCCUUGUGUUCAUGAAGAUGAAUAGAUGAUGGCUUGGGGAAUUGGUAAAGCAUGAUUAAGCAUUCUGCACAAAUGGCUGGUUGGUUUUCUCAAUAUCUUAUACUCAGGUUAUGGAAAUUUGAUAUUCAUCCUAAACUAUGUUGAAUAGUAUAUGUUUAGGUGUGGAUUCUUGGUACCGGGGCCGUCAACAAUGACAGAAAAUGUUGAUGGCUAGCCAUGCUUGACUCACAAAAAACUGAGUGUCUCUCUGAGUUGUCUUUAUCAAACACAGUUGAAUGGUA
Molecule: messenger RNA, 1609 nt
Organism: Rosa rugosa (rugosa rose)
Lineage: Eukaryota; Viridiplantae; Streptophyta; Magnoliopsida; Rosales; Rosaceae
Exons: 4
Coding region: 475-807 (110 amino acids)
Source: RefSeq, a predicted model, not a curated record